AAAUAAAGGAUUUAAAGUAGAAAAAUGCCACGCAAUCCCGAUGCCGAAAAGGAUAAUCCCUGCUUGAGGGAACAAGAGCUCUCGUACAAGUGUCUGAACAAGAAUAAUUUCGAUCGCGAAGCCUGUGAGGUGUAUUUUGCAAAUUAUAAAAAUUGCAAGGAUUUUUGGCACAAAAUACGUUCAGAUCGUCGUUCCAAAGGUAUUUACCCCUAUUUGCCACCCGUGGAGGAACGUGAAGCCAUCAAGGCGGAAUAUAUGAAAACCCGACCAAAAUAA
Messenger RNA from Musca vetustissima, 276 nucleotides. Its product is annotated as coiled-coil-helix-coiled-coil-helix domain-containing protein 7. Bases 25 to 276 code for a protein of 83 amino acids. The record is from RefSeq and is a predicted model, not a curated record. NCBI's taxonomy places the organism in Eukaryota, Metazoa, Arthropoda, Insecta, Diptera, Muscidae. The transcript has 3 exons.